Zingiber officinale is the source of this 3043-nucleotide messenger RNA. RefSeq names its product protein FAR1-RELATED SEQUENCE 5-like. The transcript has 5 exons. Gene Ontology annotation, biological process: regulation of DNA-templated transcription. The record is from RefSeq and is a predicted model, not a curated record. NCBI's taxonomy places the organism in Eukaryota, Viridiplantae, Streptophyta, Magnoliopsida, Zingiberales, Zingiberaceae. Gene Ontology annotation, molecular function: zinc ion binding. The coding region runs from base 394 to 2631 and encodes 745 amino acids.
UUAAUUUGCUUUUAUGUUUUAAAACCUUACUCGCCUCGCCGUUCCUCGCCGAAACCUAACUUUUCUCUUCGCUCGCCUCGCGCUCGCCUCGAGCUCGCCUCGUCGUUCCUCGCCGAAACCUAACUUUUCUCCUCGCUCGCCUCGCGCUCGCCUCGCCGUUCCUCGCCGAAACCUAACUUUUUCCUAGCCUUCGCCUCGGUGUAGCCUCGGUGUUCCUCGGCCUUCCUUGUUCAGUUGCUUGCUUCGGCGUUCCUCGCCCGCGACGCCGUGCUCCUCGACUCGGUGUUCCUCAGCGUUUGACGAGAGCCACCGACACCGACCCGUCGCCGCGACGCCAUCCCUACCACCGUCACUCUAUAACUUCACUUCAUCUAAAUCUGAAAUUCCUCAACAAUGGAAGAAAAUGAUCAGCUAUACAUUCCCCAAGUUGCAGAUGAUCGAAAGCCAAAAUAUGGGAUGGAAUUCUCAUCAAUAGAGGAGGCAUUUUCGUUCUAUAACCAAUAUGCACGAGAAUCUGGAUUUAGUGCGAUGAUAAAUAAUAGCAAGAAAAAUAAGAUGACAAAUGAAGUUGUGUGGAAAACAUUUGUAUGCUUUAAAGAAGGGCAUACAAAUGAUCAACGAAAUAAACAGGCAAACGGUGAUCAACGGACGAGGGAAAGAGCACGAGGCGAAAUUAGAACUGGUUGUAAGUCAAAGAUUUCACUUUUCAAAAAACAAACUGGACCUAAUUGGGUUGUCACUAACUUCAUGGAAGGUCAUAAUCAUCCACUUUCAACUCCUUCAAAGGUGCAUUUAUUACGCUCACAUCGUAAUGUUUCGACAACAAAGAAAGCAUUGACUCAACAGUUUUCAGAGGCAAAUGUGCCAACUUGCCAACAAAUGCGAUUAUUAGAGAUAGAGUAUGGAGGGCCUGAGCUGGUAGGUUGUACAGAAAGAGAUAUUAGAAACUUUGAGAAACAGUUAAGGGAUGAACAAAAGGGUAUCGAUGCUGAAACACUAAUCGAGUUAUUUGCAUCUGAGAAAGAGAAGAAUUCAGCUUUUUUCUUUGAUUACGAGACUGAUUCAGAUAAUAUAUUUAGUAGGUGUUUUUGGGCGGAAUAUGUAUCAAGGACGGCAUACAAUGUAUUUGGUGAUGUAGUUGUAUUUGAUACAACAUAUAACACCAACAAAUAUGGAUUAAUUUUUGCACCGUUUGUAGGAGUUAAUCAUCAUCAUCAAACAAUUGUUUUUGGUUGCGGCUUUAUAAGUGAUGAGAAAACUGAGUCUUUUGUUUGGCUGUUUAACAAGUUCAUAGAAGCUAUGCCUAAAGGUGCACCAAAUGUGAUCAUCACUGAUCAGGAUCCUGCUAUGACGAAAGCAAUUGCCCAAGUUUUCCCUCAGACAGUACAUCGAUAUUGUUUGUGGCACAUACUGAACAAAUUUCCAGAUAAAUUAGACCCUUUGACUUUUCGUGACUACUACCAAAGCAUAAAAAAUGUCAUUGGAAAUUCUACCACACCUGAUGAAUUUGAGAAUUUAUGGGAAGAAGUUAUCAAGUGUGCUAACUUGGAGAAAAAUGAUUGGUUGUCUUCGAUGUAUGAAUUACGACACAAGUGGGUGCCAGCAUAUUUUAGUCAUAUAUUUUGUGCUGGAAUGUCAAGUAGUCAAAGAUCUGAAGUUUCACAUGCAUUUUUCAAGAGGUAUGUUUCAAAUAAGAAUUCAUUGAUGGAUUUUAUCAUCCGUUUCAAUAGGGCACUGAGACACCAAAGACACAAUGAGUUAGUUGCUGACCAUAUUGAUAUGAAUGAGCUUCCCAGGAUUAAGACAAACUGGCCAAUGGAAUCUCAAAUGGUUAAGUUAUACACGAAAAAGAAAUGGAUGGAGUUUCAAAGUGAAAUAAGUGAAAUUCAUGGUUAUUAUGUGCAACAAGCAUCUAUGGGAGUUGACUCAGUGGUUUAUCAUGUGAUGAAAUUUCAAAGUAGUUCUUCCUCCAAACCAAGGGUGCUUACGCAUGACAAACAGAAGGACAAUAUAUUCUGUAGCUGUAGGAAAUUUGAGUUCGAUGGCAUUCCAUGCAGGCAUAUGUUAGCCUUUUUUCGUAUCAAUCAAGUGUUUCAUUUGCCAGAUAAGUAUAUACUCAAACGAUGGACACGAGAUGCAAAGGUUGGAGCAAUACAUGCUUUGGGUAAGCAAAAUUACAUCGAUGAUCCAGAAAGAGUUUUGAUGUCAAGACACUCAAGGUUAUCCAUUAAAGCUUCAUUAUUAAUUGAUGAUGCAUCUUUGACUGAUGAGGGGACAAAUUUCUUGGAUGAACAAUUCGAUUAUAUCUACAGCAAAAUUAAAGAGAUGAAUACUAGUAAAACAUAUGACAAUGAGGGUCAAAGGAAGAAAUCCAUGGGUAGGUCUCAUAAUAUUAUUGAUCAUUCUUUAGUAAGAACAAAGGGAUGUGGGAAGAGACUAAAAUCAUCAAAGGAGAAGUCAACUUCAAAGUCCCGGUUAUGUCGUGGAUGUGGGCAUCGAGGUGUGUCACAUGACAAGCGCAAUUGUCCAAUUUUACAACAAGGAUCAACUAUAGAUACUCAUCAUAAUAGCGAUGAUGAUACAUAUGAAGAAGAAUUAGCAUCUAUAGCUGGUUCAAACAAUAUGCGCUAGGAUAAAACUUUUGUAGAUCUAAUAACAAGUAUGAGACCGACGAUGGUGUUGAUAAUCUAGAUAACUUGCGGAAGUUUGCAAAGCAGUUCUAAAGACGAUCACCUGAAGCUGCAGCACCUAAAGGUGGCAAAGAUGACGAUAUCCCAGAUCUAGUGCUUGGAAAGACAUUUGAGCAGGCUGCUUAAUCUUGGCGAUGUAUUUUUUUAUAUAUAUUUCAUAUCAAUUUUGGAAGAUUUAAUUAAAUGUUGGUGCUAAUGGAUAAUUUUUUUUUAUUUGUUGGUGUUAAUCUUUAUCACUUUGAAUUUUAUUUGUAAAUUGUAAAUUCAUUUAUUCUCAUAUGCAUAAGACAGUUACAGCACAUAAGUACUGUAUUUAUAUCUGAUGAAUUUUUUUAUAUAUAUUUCAUAUCAAU